GCUCGCACACAUACCGACACACUCCGGGCGCUGCUGGAUCCGGACCGAACCUCUGUCCCUGACCCGCGGACCCGCGGACCCCUCCUCACUCAGACACCUGCAGCCGGUUCUGGUCCGGAGAGCCGGGGACGGGAUGCUGUUCUGUCAGGGAGGUCCGGUGUGAACWGGAGGCUCCGGACCUGAUCUGUGGAUCAGCUGUUUGUUGAGCGCAGCGCGCAGGAGACCAGGACCGGGACCAGAACCGGGACCAGAACCGACAUCUGAAUCUGUGAAGUGCAGACUGAAAAAGAAAAAGAAGAAAAUGUUUUUAAAUGUUUUAGUUUUUCUUGUUUUUCUUCUUUAAUCAGAUUUUAUUUUCUGAUUUCUGCUCCGGAACCAACAUGACCCGGGUCCACAGAGUCCGGUCCGAAGGUUAGUCCAGAAGAGAACAAAAUCUAAGAACCUGAUUUCACUUUAGAUCCGCGCUCCAUCAAGAACCGGUUCGACCCGAGCAGACCCAGUAAAGCAGUCCGGUUCUAGACCCGGGAGCGCACCGGAGACCAGGACCAUGAUCAGGAUCUUCCCGGAUUUCAGCGUCCAGGUGACCGCUUCUGCGGCCGGAGGAUCCGGGACCGGGAGCGGAGGAGGAGGCGGAGGCAUGGUGACCGGACCCCCGGUGGGUCGGGUCCCGGUCCAGGUACCCGGAGCCACCAACGGAACCCCGCAGAGCGUGCAGGGCAUCUCCGCCUACCAGCAAAGUGACCCCUACUGGGAGCGGCCGUCUAAUGCAGGCAGCUGCUCCGCCGCCCGGCCCAAGACCCUUCACCUGGCGGGCCAGCAGCAUACGUCCUCACCAUGGCUGCAGGCUCUCCGGAAGGAAAAGUCCCGGGACGCAGCAAGGUCGCGGCGGGGAAAAGAGAACUUUGAGUUUUAUGAACUAGCCAAGAUGCUGCCGCUGCCCGGCGCCAUCACCAGCCAGCUGGACAAGGCCUCCAUCAUCAGGCUGACCAUCAGCUACCUGAAGAUGAGGGACUUCGCCAACCAGGGGGACCCCCCGUGGAACCUGCGCAUCGAGGGGCCCCCGCCCAACACCUCAGUCAAAG
Messenger RNA from Austrofundulus limnaeus, 1082 nucleotides. RefSeq names its product neuronal PAS domain-containing protein 3. Gene Ontology annotation, molecular function: DNA-binding transcription factor activity, RNA polymerase II-specific; protein dimerization activity; RNA polymerase II transcription regulatory region sequence-specific DNA binding. The record is from RefSeq and is a predicted model, not a curated record. NCBI's taxonomy places the organism in Eukaryota, Metazoa, Chordata, Actinopteri, Cyprinodontiformes, Rivulidae. Gene Ontology annotation, biological process: regulation of transcription by RNA polymerase II.